This is a messenger RNA of Cricetulus griseus (Chinese hamster), 2889 nucleotides long. Lineage: Eukaryota; Metazoa; Chordata; Mammalia; Rodentia; Cricetidae. The record is from RefSeq and is a predicted model, not a curated record.
GAUGAUGUCCCUGGCUGAGCAUGGUAGCGGCCUGUGGUCUGGGUUUCCUCAUCUGGUGUCAGGCAUACACUGAAGAGCCAGCAAGCUUGGACACCCAUGUCCCAACUCAUGACAGAGUGAUCUACUUGCCCCAGCCUGGCCAUCUGAUGUGGUACACAAGCUGAGUGACUUGAGAAAAGACCAGGGACAUCCUCCAACAGGUGACUAAAUGGUGGACUCUGACAAGUGGCUUUUAGUAAUGGCCAGCUAGACAUGAGCGGCCCCUGAGGUCGCCUCUGACUUCCGGAAGUAGAGGUCUGCAAGUCUACCACACAGGCUGCUCCAGCCCAUGGGGCCUCGGGAGCCACGUGACUGUCCAGACCCUACCAGGCCCAGCCAUGGCGGGCAGUGAGGGCUUCCAGUACAGGGCUGUGUACCCAUUCCGCCGGGAGCGGCCUGAGGACCUGGAGCUACUGCCUGGAGACCUACUGGUGGUGAGCCGUGUGGCUCUGCAGGCACUGGGCGUGGCAGAUGGAGGGGAGCGCUGUCCACACAACGUGGGCUGGAUGCCUGGCUUCAAUGAGCGCACCCGGCAGCGAGGGGACUUCCCUGGAACGUAUGUGGAGUUCCUAGGGCCUGUGGCUCUGGCUCGACCAGGACCUCGCCCACGAGGCCCCCGUCCAUUGCCCGCCAGGCCCUUGGAUGGGCCCUCUGAGUCAGGCCUCACACUGGCAGACCUGGCAGAGCAGUUCUCCCCACCUGACCCUGCUCCGCCCAUUCUGGUGAAGCUGGUAGAGGCCAUUGAGCAAGCAGGGCUGGACAGUGAAUGCUAUAGUCGGCCGGAGCUGCCCGCACCUCGGACAGACUGGUCCCUGAGUGAUGUGGAGCAGUGGGAUCGAAACGCCUUGUACGAUGCUGUUAAGGGCUUCCUGCUGGCGCUGCCUACACCUGUGGUGACUCCUGAGGCUGCAGCAGAGGCACACCGGGUCGCUGGCCAGCGCCUUUGGGCCGCUCCUACUGCGCACACCUCCGCCAGGGGGUGACACUGAUGGGAGUGAGCCUGGGCCAGGCUUCCCAGUGCUGCUGUUGGAGAGGCUGCUGCAGGAACACGUGGAUGAGCAGGAUGCCGCCCCCCCAGCACUGCCACCCAAACCCUCUAAGGCAAAGCCGGCCCCCACAGCUCUGGCUAAUGGAGGGAACCCGCCCUCGCUUCAGGAUGCAGAGUGGUACUGGGGGGACAUCUCCAGGGAAGAGGUGAAUGAGAGACUCCGGGACACGCCCGAUGGCACAUUCUUGGUCCGAGAUGCAUCCAGCAAGAUCCAAGGAGAGUACACGCUCACCCUCAGGAAAGGCGGGAACAACAAGCUGAUCAAAGUCUUCCACCGGGAUGGCCACUACGGCUUCUCCGAGCCCCUCACCUUCUGCUCCGUGGUGGAGCUCAUUUCCCACUACCGCCACGAGUCGCUGGCCCAGUACAACGCCAAGCUGGACACACGCCUGCUCUACCCUGUGUCCAAGUACCAGCAGGACCAGGUGGUGAAGGAGGACAGUGUGGAGGCUGUGGGUGCCCAGCUCAAGGUCUACCACCAGCAGUACCAGGACAAGAGCCGCGAAUACGAUCAGCUGUAUGAGGAAUACACACGGACCUCCCAGGAGCUUCAGAUGAAGCGCACAGCCAUAGAGGCCUUCAAUGAGACCAUCAAGAUCUUCGAAGAACAGGGCCAGACGCAGGAAAAGUGCAGCAAGGAGUAUUUGGAGCGCUUCCGGCGAGAGGGCAAUGAGAAGGAGAUGCAGAGGAUCUUGCUAAACUCUGAGCGGCUCAAGUCACGCAUCGCAGAAAUCCAUGAGAGCCGCACAAAACUGGAACAGGACCUGCGGGCGCAGGCCUCGGACAACCGUGAGAUCGACAAGCGCAUGAACAGCCUCAAGCCGGACCUCAUGCAGCUGCGCAAGAUCCGGGACCAGUACCUCGUGUGGCUCACCCAGAAAGGUGCCCGACAGAGGAAGAUCAACGAGUGGCUGGGGAUCAAGAACGAGACUGAGGACCAGUAUUCACUGAUGGAGGAUGAGGACGCCCUCCCCCACCACGAGGAGCGCACGUGGUACGUGGGCAAGAUCAACCGCACACAGGCAGAGGAGAUGCUGAGUGGCAAACGGGACGGGACCUUCCUCAUCCGGGAGAGCAGCCAGCGAGGCUGUUACGCAUGCUCCGUGGUGGUGGAUGGCGACACCAAGCACUGUGUCAUCUACCGCACGGCCACAGGCUUCGGCUUCGCGGAGCCCUACAACCUGUACGCGUCACUGAAGGAGCUGGUGCUGCACUACCAGCACGCCUCCCUCGUGCAGCACAAUGAUGCGCUCACGGUCACCCUCGCGCACCCUGUGCGCGCCCCCGGGCCUGGCCCACCCACGGCCCGCUGAGAGCCCCUGCCUCGUCCACACCCCUGUCCCUCCCGACUGUGCCUGCCAUGUUUACAGAGGCUGUGGGGGGAGCCUUCGUCUGGGCGCCCUGAGGAUUUUUAAGCCAUAGCUCCUGGGGCUGGGGCAGGAAGGAACUCCGCUGGGCAGUUUCCAGGAACUCAGCUUGGACACUCGGGGCCGGGCGGGACCCGCCCCGCGGACCCCAACUUCCCCUCUAAAGGUUGAAGUGAAACCAGCCGCAGGGGGUUACCCCACAGCUGCUGAGUUCACCCCACCGCCACCCCCACCCCACCCCAGCAGGCACAAUUAGAACUCCAGCCACCGCCUGGCCAUGCCCAGGCCCUGCGCUGUUCUCCCGACUGUGCAAUCUCCUCUCCUUUGGGACAAGGACCCUGGUGUCACUGCCCUUGGACCCCACACCUGCCCAGUACUGACGGGCAGCGGGUUUUGUACGGUACAUUUAUUGCGAAUAUGAAACAUUGUACCUGU